AUGUUGGGGAUCAGUAAAAAGCCGGGUCCGCCGGUUCCACCACGGCCAAGUGCUGCUGCCGUGGCUACGGCUCUGGCGAAGCAGCGUGAAAAUUCGCCCUCUCCAAAUGGGCCGCGUAGUGCCGGUGGAAUGGGCACAUUGAAGCCACCUCAUCCUGGUCGAACGGUGGUGUAUAAAUCGCCUGAUUUCGAUCCACCAACACCAAGGAAUCGGUCCAAUUUGUCCACCUUUACACCGACGGAUUCCAAACGUAACGCCAUCUACCACGAGAGUCCUUCCCAAAGCCCAAAGGCGUUGGAACGCUCGACUGGGGUGAUGUACAGGUCUACCUGCAGCAUUGUGGAGAUCAACACGACUAGUCCGAGUACGUCUGAAUCGAGCUCGGUGUCUACAUCGCCGGUUGCCACUCUGCAGAAGCCACCGGUGGAUCAAAAAGGAUCGAAAGGAGUCUCGGAAUCGACUGCAGUAGGUCCAACACCGGUGGCCAGGAGACGACUGCGUGCUGUGGACAUUAACGCGUCUGAUGCACCGCAGGACGCUACUGACGUGAUCAUCAUCAACAACUCCGGGAAAGGAGGUACUACUGCCGGCAGUACUAUUAGUCUGCUAGCGGGUCUUUCUCUGGAAGAUGCCUCAGACAACCGAAAGGUCCUAACGAGCGACUGUGACAGUGGAACCGAACGUGGUGACAGUGCUGGGUCAUCGGGAUCUGCCGGUAGCACGCUUGAGCGGGAAAAUAACCUGCGGAAUCUCGAAGAUGUUACUCCGGCUAUGGGAAAUCACUUCACGGAAAUCAUCAUCGGUUCGAAUCAGACUAGCACGGUGGUUCGAAGUGGUAGUAAGUCGAAUUUGCUAGCUACUGGCACCAGUCCGGUGUUGAGAUCUAGCUCGAUUCGAUUGCCAAUAUCAACUCCACCACCGUACCGUCGGCCUGAGCCGGAAGGAGGUGAACAUGUCCUUCCUUCGAGUGAUCAUCGACGACCAGGUGCGAUCCCACCUGUGGCAGCAGUAGUUCCACCGUCAACUACCACAACGAGCCUCGCGAAGACACGACAGAUCGCAACUCUCGAUCCAGCGACGCUGGACUCGAAGCUGAGCGAGAAGAAGUUCGCCUUCCACGAGUUGCUCAUCUCGGAACUGACCGCGAUGCGUCAGAAGCAGCGUCAGGAGCAGCAGCAUGACGAAGGGCCGGAGAAGGCCGUGAAUGAAGGCGGGCAGGUUGCUAGCCAGGAGGAGGCCGUUGUUGUCGAUCUGGCGAAGGUGAACCGGCGCCAACGAUGUCCUUCGGAGAGGCGAUCGUCUGGCAGUGAGACGGAGACGUCCCCAAACGGGACGACAGGACGGUUGGCGAAGAUACGGACUGCCGAUUGGAUCGAAGUGGGCGAUAACGGCAAGCAGGUGGUGCUGUCCAGUUGUCAGAUCAGCCUGGAAGAUUCGGGCCUGGAGGAUGAGGAGAAGCUGGACGAUGCGUCGUCAGGAGUCGGCGAUUCGUGGGAUAGCGUGAAGGAGGACGUAGAAGACCGCAUUAUUAUGUCGCUCCCUGGAUUGCCCCCGUUGCCGAAGAGCCUGAGUGGCUUCGAUCUCGCCGGCACACCGUUCCAGUCACACCAUCAGCACCCACACCAUCAACACCAAUCGCAGCAUAAUCCGCAUUAUCCUCCACCCCAUCACCACCAUCACCAGCAGCAACAGCAACAUUCGCCACAUCCGGCCUCUCAUCACCAUCAGGUGCAACCGCAGUCCUUCCACGGGACGGCCGUUGGGUUGUCCUCGCACCCGUCCAGCCUACCGCCGUCCUCCCAGUCGCCCAUCGCGGCCGCCCUCAACCACCACCACACGAAUCCGUUCAUCCCGGUCGGAUCGGGGUUGCUGCAUGGCGACAACAUCGCGUCGCUCGAAAGUCAACAGCGGGGACACUCGCCCGUCGGCAGCACCCUCUCGGGGGGUAGUAGCGGUGGAAGGAAAGCAUCCCCUCAGCCACCCGGUUCUGGUCCGCAAUCGACGACGACGACCCUGGACACUCAGCUGGCGAUCCUGCGACGAGAAAUGUACGGUCUCCGGCAACUGGAUCUGUCGUUGCUGUCGCAGCUGUGGGCCCUGAAUGAAUCCAUCCAAGAGUUCCGCACGAUGCUGCAGGAGCAGGAAACGCUUUCACCGCCCUCACCAUCCCCGUCCAACUCGGACGCCAACUCCGUGUCCUCGGAUGACGAUCUCGACGAGGACGAUUCGUCCACUACUAACAACAGCAAUCGCAUCAACCAUCUCCAGCAGCAACAACAGCAACAGCAGCAUGCUUUCCUCCAGCAGCACCAGCAUCUUCUGCUUUCAGCUCACCAUCAGCUGCAGUCGUCGGCAAGCAGUAUCGCGGGAGCGGCCGGAGGUGGCAACCUAACGCCCGGUGGUGGAACAAAUGAUUCGGGAGGAUCCUCUUCGACGACACUUUCCUCGUCCGCAUCGUCCCGUAUGAGAGCUCCACCGCCGCCACCACCAAAUCGGAAGGCUCCCUCGCGGCCCGUCUAGAAGGACUCAUCUGGUGAAGGAGCGAGUGUGUGGGUCGUAUCCCUGGAGUUGAAUCGAAACUUCAACCUUAAAAAAAGUCAGUGAUCGUUGCCAAUUAGUCUCUGCCUUGGGGGAAGAUGGUGUGAAAUCGAACGUAAGCGAACAGGACCUGGAAAGAAGUAGGCUUAUGGAAUGGUCGUAGGGAUGAUGAUUUCACGGCGCACUGAAUCGGUGCCGGACCGGCGUGGUCUGCUCAUAGAGAUGCAUGGAAAUGUAAGGUUUGCACCGAAGCGUGCGAGCUCAAGCGAACGGCGGCAGGAAGACACUAGCGAUAGGCGAUCUAAAUACCAAAAGAGUCACGAUAAAAUUAUUCCUUAAGCGCAUGUAGACUAAACAUAGUACGACAGACAGGCAGAUGUGCGGAAAGAUGUGCGGCCGACUCUAGUAGGAGUGAGGUCGUGUUUGUCAAGCAAAGCUAGUGUAUUGCGAAGGGCAGAAGUAAAAUUUCACUCUCCAUCCAGUUUCUCACUUCAAUUUUGGCAUAUAUUCCGUUCAGUGCGUUGUUCGACGAUGUGGUGGGUACAUAAUGAAUACACGUACGUAAAGAACAUUUUAGGGGUUGAGCGAUCGGUGGAGUAGAAGAAGGAGCAGCAGGAGAGGAAAGAGAUGGCUAGGUCUAGCCCCCUUCCCCGGGGGCUGACGUAUGUGAAGUGUUACGAACAAAGAAAUUCUAUAGCAAACAGCAAGCAAACUCUUUGCUCUGUACAUACUAAUGUGCGACUAAAAUAAUGUUCCCAAACCUAGCGUUAAAUGAAAUGAUCAAAUAAA
Messenger RNA from Anopheles nili, 3327 nucleotides. RefSeq lists its product as uncharacterized. The record is from RefSeq and is a predicted model, not a curated record. Lineage: Eukaryota; Metazoa; Arthropoda; Insecta; Diptera; Culicidae. The transcript has 3 exons. Bases 1 to 2520 code for a protein of 839 amino acids.